AUGGUUGAAAUGCAGAGUGCUGUUUGUGAAUUAUUCUCCCUAAAGUUGAACAAGAAGAUAAAGUUACUUGGGAAGCCCUCUGCUAACGGCGUCUUGUCAUCAGGAGCAAGAGUAGAUUGGCAUCACUCAUAUGGGGACCACUGUUUCUCAUUAAAGUCAUUGAGUUUUGCAAGAAUUACUCAUGCCCAGUUGAUAAAAGUUGGGUUUAAUAGACAUACUUUUCUGGGUAAUCGGUGCCUUGAUUUAUACUCAAAGUUUGGCAAUUUUAAUGAUGCUUUGAAAGUGUUUGAUGAUAUAAGUGCUAAGAAUAUUAUAUCUUGGAAUAUCUGCUUAAAGGCGUUGUUAAAGUUUGAUCAUUUGGAUUUGGCGUGUUCGGUGUUCGAUGAAAUGCCUGAACGAGAUGUUGUUGGUUGGAAUUCGAUGAUUUCAGGCUAUGCUUCGUGCGGAUAUUUUGAUUGUGCAUUGGGAACUUUUUGGGAAAUGCAAAAUUGGGGUGUGAGACCGAGUGGGUUCACAUACUCAAUUCUAAUGUCUCUGGUGUUUGGUGUUCGACAUGGAAAGGAAAUUCAUGGUAGCAUUACUCGGAGUGGUCUGGGUGCAUUGAAUGUGGUGCUUGGGAAUUCUUUAAUUGACAUGUAUGGGAAGCUUGGUUCUUUAGAUUAUGCUCUUGGUGUGUUUUUGACAAUGGAAGAGUUGGAUGUUAUCUCUUGGAAUUCAUUGAUUUCAGUAUGUUGUAAAUCAGGAUAUCCGGAGCUGGCAUUGGAUAAGUUUUGUUUAAUGAGAUCCUUCGGGUAUUCACCUGAUGAGUUUUCAGUUUCUGUUGUGAUUACUUCCUGUUCGAAUUUGCGAAAUUUGGAGAAGGGUAAGCAGAUUUUUGCUCUUUGUGUCAAAGUGGGAUUUCUUUGUAAUACCAUUAUAUCAAGUGCCACUAUUGACCUGUUUUCCAAAUGCAACAGAUUGAAGGAUUCAGUUCGGCUUUUUGAAGAACAAGAUCAAUGGGAUUCUGCACUCUGCAAUUCCAUGAUUUCAAGUUAUGCUUGGGAGGAUAUUAAGCCUACUGAGUUCACAGUAAGCAGUGUUCUACAUUGCAUUUCCAUUCUUCAGUUGGACCAAGGAACUCAGGUCCAUUCCUUGGCGGUGAAGUCAGGUUUGGAAUUGGAUGCUAUUGUUGCCAGCUCACUGGUAGAGAUGUACAGUGAAUUGGGUUUCAUUGAUUGUGCUAUGAGAAUCUUUAAUAAGAUGAUUGUAAGAGAUUUGAUAACCUGGAAUACCAUGAUUAUGGGUUUGACUCACAAUGGUAGUGUGUUUGAGGCCCUGCAAACCUUUAAGGAACUACUUUGGAGAGGUCUGCCACCAGAUCGAAUAACACUAGCUGGGGUUCUGUUAGCCUGCAGCUUUGGGGUUUUUAUCAAGGAAGGAAUGGCCAUAUUUUCUUCCAUGGAGGAAAGAUAUGGGGUUACACCUAGCAAUGAGCAUUAUGCUUGCCUUGUGAACUUGUUGUGUCGAGCUGGUAUGCUUGAUGAAGCAUUGGAUGUUGCAGGAUCAAUGCCUUAUGAGCCUGGUUCUUUAAUCUGGGAAUCAAUACUUCAUGCUUGUUUGAUUCAUGGAGACCUGAAACUCUCUGAAAGAGUAGCAGAGAGGUUGAUAGAAUUGGAGCCACAUUCAUCUCUGCCUUAUUUGGUAUUGGCUCGGAUGUAUGAAGUAAAGGGUCAAUGGGAGGGUGUGGUUCGAGUUAAGAAAGCCAUGAAAAGGGAAAGGGUGGAGAAGGUGAUUGGAUGCAGUUGGAUUGGAGUAAAAAACCAAGUACAUACUUUUAAGGCAGACCAAUUACAGCAUCAUGGAGGCAAAGAGAUAUAUUUAGUACUGAGAUUACUCAAUUGGGAGAUGGAGGCUAACUCUAAAGGUACGGCUGUACCUGUAUGUGUCUGUCUUAAACCUAUGUAUGCUCGCCUGACAUCGAUUCUUCUGGAUUCUGGUAUGGUUAACUUCGCACUAAAAUUGCUCUUAUCAGUUGCUCUUUUUCUUGGAUGCAAGUAA
Messenger RNA from Dovyalis caffra, 2037 nucleotides. NCBI's taxonomy places the organism in Eukaryota, Viridiplantae, Streptophyta, Magnoliopsida, Malpighiales, Salicaceae. The record is from the annotation of a GenBank genome assembly.